Messenger RNA from Phaedon cochleariae (mustard beetle), 1747 nucleotides. The record is from the annotation of a GenBank genome assembly. Lineage: Eukaryota; Metazoa; Arthropoda; Insecta; Coleoptera; Chrysomelidae.
UCAGAUAGUUGAAAUGCCGAAACAGAUCAACAGAUGUGAAAGUGUCUAAAACGCCGAAACACCUAUACGUACGUAAGCGUACCUAUAGUUAGGGCUAUCCCUAUUCGUACGUAAACGUGCGGUUAGGCAUUAGGCUUUGGAUUUCAUUCAUCAACAUUAUCAUAUCAUAAUAAAUAAUACCAAAUUAUAACAAAACAAAAAGUGAAGGAAUAAUUAAAUAACCGUUUUUCAAGUUUUCCAUCAUUCCGGAGCCAUACUAUUUUUAUUCUUAAUAUGUGGAGCAGACUGAGCUAAAUUGGUUAGCUCAGAAAAUUCAAUAUUCAGAAUAAUUUUCAUGGGAGCCGAAGAACAUGUUGAUCAAGAAAGAAAUUCCACAGGGUGGUAUUAUUCUUGAAGAGAAGCCUUUCGUGUACACACUGUGCUCGAGAUUCAGAACGGCGCGCUGCGAUUUUUGUUUCAAAAACGGAGAACUAUUGAAAUGCUCUUCUUGUCAGUAUGUCUACUAUUGUGGAAGAGCGUGUCAAAAAGAAGGCUGGUCAGUACAUAAAUUGGAAUGCCAAUACUUAAAGAAAAUAUUUCCGAGGAUAUUGCCAGAUGCAGCAAGGAUAUUGGCUAGGUUGAUUAAGAUUCUGGAAAAAGGAGGGGAUCGUGUCAAAUCAUAUUAUACUGAAAAGGAUUAUAGGCUGUUCAAGAAUCUCAUGUCACACUAUCCGAAUCUUAAAAAUGAUCAAAGUAGAAUGGAACAUUUCUCAUCUUUAUACGGAGUUCUAUAUGAAUUUUUCGAUGAGAUUCUACCAAAUUCAGCCGAAUUAAUGGGAAUGUAUGGUAGGAUGUGUGUCAAUUCUUUCAGUAUUUGCAACCAAGAGUUCCAUAGUAUAGGGACCGGAAUAUAUUUGGCUGCAUCGGUAGUUGAUCAUUCCUGCCAACCUAAUGCGGUCGUUACUUUCGAGGGAACCACAUUGGUGAUGAGGGCGCUGGAGAAAUUGCCGAGUUUAAAUUGGUCCAAGAUAUUCAUCAGUUACAUAGAUGUCAUGGCCCUGAAAAGUGAAAGGCAGGCAGAACUAGAAAAGACAUAUUAUUUUUUGUGCCAAUGUCCGAAAUGCCUGGAACCUGAGCCAAUCAUUGAAAUGACAGGUGCUGCUUGUCCCAAUCUGAAGUGUGAUAAUUGUAUAGACAGUAUGAACAUGGCACCUGGUCAAACGUGCCAAAAGUGUAAUGAAGUUAUAACAAAAGAGUUCAUAGAAAACUUCAAAGAGGUUAUUGACAUAACGAAUAUGCACCUGGAUAAUAUGAAAGAAAAAACAUUAGAUCUGGAUGUUUGUAAUGUAUGUCUAAAUAAACACAAAGGUGCUUUGUACAGAUACAAUGUGAAACACGUGAAGAUGUUGGAUUUGGCAUUUGAUAGCUCAAUAGAAUUCCAAAAGUUUGAUCAAGCGACUAAACAUGGUUUAGAGUUGAUAAAAAGUUUUUACGACUAUUACGGUAAAAUCCAUCCAAUGACAGGUCUACUGCAUUUGAAGCUAGGAAAAUUAUUGAAUUUUCAAAAUGAUACUAAACCAGCAUUUGAGCAUUUGGAAAAAGCGAAAGAAAUUCUGCAAAUUACUCAUGGUACUGGAAGUUCGAUCUUCCGAGAGCACGUGAUACCUCUUUUUCAGCAGUUCGUUAUGGAUAGCAGAUGAAAAUUAUAUGUCAUAAAUGAAAUUGUAAUUAUAUUGAUCAUUCCGUGUAUAAAUAGUAUUUGAUGCAA